AUGGCAGACCCACGAUUGAACCGCGUCGAAGGCACCUUGACCUCCCUCCUUGAAAGCCUCGUUCCAGCCCUUUCCCCCGACCAAGACGACACUGAUACCGAGUUUCGCGUUGAGCGCGCUAUUCAGAAUGCAAAAGAGACUGUUUUCGAUGCCGAUGGCAGACUGCCCCCGGAUACCAACCAGGCACAAGAUUUGAUCAAGCGGAAGUUGCUGCGAGAGAAUGCCUCUCCAGAGAAAGCCGCGAGGUUCAGCAAUCUUUAUUCCAGACUUCUCGCUAUUCCAGUACUCAACCAGAAAUGGGCUAUCUUGUACCUUCUCUACAAACUGUCGGAUAAGUCCAUCCCUGAUGUGCGUCCUCGAAACCCACUCGCAGACUCGGAGCAACUCGCAAACAUUCCGCGGCGACACACCUUGUCCCCAGAGACUACAUUUACGGCGGAGGAAGAGCUAGAAGAUGACGAGGAAGAACCGCAGCCACCGAAGGUGUCGAUUCGCACACGCCGUGCUUUUUCAGCCAGAUCCAGAAAGCCCAGUGAGCAAGUCGAAAUUUCUGCGGAGGAGAAUCAGCCACAGACUCAAGAACCAAAGGAAGAAAAACCCGUUGCGCAGAAGCAGGAGCCGCGAGUCUUUUAUCCUUCGGAAUUGGAUCUUCUGCGUGAUUUGCCUUUCAAUCUGCAAGGCGUGUCUUCUGCGCACCUACAAUUCACAGACAAUGGCUCGCUCAAAUUGCCGCCCAGCCUGCCGGUUCCGAUCCUUUCACUCCUCCAUGCCCUUGCAGAGCCUUGUCUGCUCUACCGGGGAUUGGCGGAAUAUGCUGCAGGUCAGGAUGGAGGCCUCAUUGACCAGAGCCUUCGUUCCGCCAUCAACAUCGAACUCCGCUCAUAUUUGAGCCUUGUCGCUUCGCUCGAGACGGAGGUUCGACAAGCUUUGGCCACUGUCCAGAACGCGCAUGACCCCAAAGCGGUUCGCCUGACUGGCGUCACGCUGAAGCGAUGUUUGAUCUGGACAAGAGAAGCCACGCUGGCCCUUCGACUUAUGAAAUUGAUUGUCGAGGACUCGAAGCAAAAGCGAGGUGGACAACUGUUAUCUCUGAUACACAGCUUGUCCUCGUCCCACGGCGACCCCUUCGUGGCAUCAUUUGCGGAAAAGCUUCUGACCCAUGUUGCACGCCCAUUCUACGAGAUGCUGAGGCAUUGGAUCUAUGACGGCGAAUUGAUUGAUCCAUAUCACGAGUUCUUCAUAACAGAGCCGGAUCCUACUGCGCAGCCUCCGGUCGAUCAUCGACACGUAGCAACUUCUGUGUGGGAAGAGAAGUACAAGCUCGACUCGGGAAUGGUCCCCUCAAUCAUAUCCUACGAGUUUUCCAGAAAAGUGUUCCUGAUCGGAAAAUCUCUUAACUUCAUCCGUAACAAUUGCGGAGACUCUGACUGGGUCAUCAAAUAUUCCAAAUCAAAUUCGAGGUCGCUGGACUAUGCAAAUACUGCCAAUCUCGCGCAGUCAAUCGAUGUGGCUUACCGAACGACAAUGUCCCGGUUGACUCAUCUGAUGUCGACGAAAUUUGGCUUAUUUACUCACUUGACGGCGAUCAAGAAGUAUAUGUUGCUGGCCCAAGGCGACUUUUUCGAUCUUCUCAUCGAGUCAUUAGCUCAGCAUCUUGAUCGUCCGGUGAAUUCAAUGUACCGGCACAAUCUAACAUCACAACUCGAACAUGCCAUACGACAUUCUAACGCCCAAUAUGACGACGCUGAAGUGCUGCGACGACUGGAUGCACGAAUGCUGGAAUUGUCGAGCGGGGAGAUCGGUUGGGAUUGUUUCACCCUUGAAUACAAAAUCAGUGCUCCCUGUGAUGUUGUCAUCACUCAAUGGGCUAAUACGCAGUAUCUCAAGAUAUUUAACCUGCUCUGGAGGAUUAAAAGAGUCGAGUAUUCUCUCAGCUCGACCUGCAAACGAUGCAUGACGGGCGGCCGAGGAGUCCUUGCUGCGGUUAGUGACAAGUUGGGCAACGAUUGGAAGCGGUUAAGAUGUGUGGUUGCAGAGAUGGUUCAUUUUGUCAAUCAGCUGCAAUAUUAUCUUCUGUUUGAAGUCAUCGAGGCCAGUUGGAAAAAGCUCGAAGAGGCUCUGCACAAGCCCGAAGCUACCCUGGACGACUUGAUCGAAGCUCACACAAAUUACCUGAACAACAUUACGAAAAAGGGUCUCAUUGGGCAGCAGAGGCACCCGGUAACAGGCCAGCAAGAGGAUAGCCUUAUUGUCCAAGUCCACCACAUCCUAAAAUGCAUGCUGGCCUAUCGAGAAGUCAUCGACUCGCUCUACUCGUACAGUGUUGCGGAGUACACUCGGCGUCAACAAUUUAGUGCGAAGAUUGAGCGACGAACUGCUCAAGGGAAAUGGGGUAUCACCGAGAAGGAUCUCCUCGGCGAUUCGAGGGCAAGCACACCCACUUCUGUGGCAGCCGCAGGAGCUUUUAGGAGGAAUCAAUUGCUUCUGGAAGAAAAUGAUUCUUCGCUUGCUCCGCCAAAUGAGAAUAUACACAUUACGGACGAUGAGACCCAUCUGAAUUCCCUGAGGACACGACAAUUGAAUCUAUCGGCCGACUUCCGAUCGCGGCUCUGCAUGUUGUUGUAUGACUUGGCCCACCAACCCGAUGUGGAUCUGAGGUUUUUGGGCGUUGUCAUGAAUUUCAACGAGGUUUACCAGCCCGUCAACAUCCGACGGCAACAGGCUAGACGCGCUCGAGAGAAGCGAGAACUAGAGCGGAAGGCUCGUGAAGCCACUGUCUCUUCCGAAGGCAACAUCUCUCUAGAAAAGGACUUGAACAGCUCGGCGUCGAAAUCGUGA
Molecule: messenger RNA, 2838 nt
Organism: Cladophialophora immunda
Lineage: Eukaryota; Fungi; Ascomycota; Eurotiomycetes; Chaetothyriales; Herpotrichiellaceae
Exons: 1
Coding region: 1-2838 (945 amino acids)
Biological process (GO): spindle assembly; meiotic cell cycle; mitotic cell cycle
Cellular component (GO): spindle pole; centrosome; mitotic spindle pole body
Molecular function (GO): microtubule minus-end binding; gamma-tubulin binding
Source: RefSeq, a predicted model, not a curated record